CUCGGGCAUUGCUGAUUGUGUUGGUGGUUGUCUCUGCAUCAACUUUCUUUUCUGUGCCAUUAGGAGAAUUUGGACCACCCAAUUUCACCCAAGCUCAAUCUGCAUUCUUUCAGCUUGUGAUUAAUUUCAGCUCUUGUCUUGUCUUAUCUUUGCUGGGAUUGCCUUCUUAGCAAAAAGUCGGGUUGAGCAACAAAACAAAAACCCGUCUCAUUUUGUUGCAUCAAGCUCAAUUAUAAUCCGCUCCUCGUUUCGUGAGUGAGUAAAUCUCAUCUUGACUUGUGCAAUCCCAAAAGUCUCACUUUGCCUUCCGGCAAUCAGUCUUUUCUUUCGUCAUUUUUACACUAGACACACAACCAGCCCCACCGAAAUGGAGGAGAAACUUCGCCGAGAAUCCAAGCAAUAUUUGGAUAAACUAUUCAAACAAUAUGAAGAGAAGAACACAGCCGCACUUACUCGUGAAGGAGUAAUUAAAGUAAUGCAGAAAAUGUUUCCUGGAUUCGACCAGUUUGAAGAGUUGGAUGACAUUAUGGAGAAGCAUUUGAAAACGGCAACGUACACAGUUCUUAACAAAGAAACCGCACAAUUUGAUGUGCAACAUAUUGACAACACGAUUGACUUUCCCUCUUGUCAAUUCAUCGUCGUCUAUUUUUUGAAGAAAAGUGCCAGACGUGACACCGAUCCCUUCGCAUACAAGGGUCUUAUUCGAUUCACGGAUUUCUCCGGAAAUAUGAGUCAAAGUUUGAUUGAUCCGAAUGCAGAAAUGAAAAGGAGAAUGUAUUAACGCAAAUUUUAUAACAAUUCGUGUUUUUUUAUUUAUUUUGUUAGUUUAAUUUCAAUCGUGGAAGUAAGAAGAUAUCCCUUUUAUAUCAUAAAGAAAGGUUGUAUGACUUGGUUGUCUGAUGUAUAAUGUACAUAUUCAUCCGUAUGUAGCUUGUUAGUUCAUUUUCCUGGGUCUGGGUACAAGAAGUAACUUUUAAAGAUUUUAUUUUUCACGGUGAAAGGACUAACUACUAAUCGCUUUUACUCACCAAACUCUUCUUAAUAAAAUUUCUUAUGUAUGGAUUUUACAAUUA
Folsomia candida is the source of this 1073-nucleotide messenger RNA. RefSeq lists its product as uncharacterized. Bases 368 to 781 code for a protein of 137 amino acids. Lineage: Eukaryota; Metazoa; Arthropoda; Collembola; Entomobryomorpha; Isotomidae. The transcript has 5 exons. The record is from RefSeq and is a predicted model, not a curated record.